UUGCAGUUAGUCGACUUUCUGUCAUGGAUCAUUUUAAUCAUAUUCUUGCUGGUGGUCCUCUUUAUGGUGUACCAAAUUGCUCAACUGAGCAAUGACAAGCAAGAGACUGGUAAUCCAGUCGAAACAGCCGAUGAGCCUCCAUUGGAAAAUGAUCCUGUUCAGAUGGAGUUCGUCCCGGUCCUGUUAUGGAUUAUUUACAGCAUCAUACCUUUGUUACUGAUCCUCUGUGUGAUAUUGUACCUAUAUUGUCAACCGGGAAAUAUACAAGAGACUGGUAAUCCAGUUGAAACAGCUGAGGGUGAACCGGAUAAACUUCUGCAAUAUCCUACUCAGGAAACGCAAGAACCAGGGGUCCAUCCAAGUAUGAAAUUCAAUGUUUUCUUAGAAAAUGAGAGGGAAAGGUUUUUGGCCACGCAAGCGAAUCAUGAACGCUAUGAGUGGGAAGCCCAAGAGGAAGAUAGCGAAGUCGAAGAGGAAAACAGAGACACUGAUGAAGAAAGGGAAGAGCCAGCUCAAGAGUUACUUGCCUAUGCAAGUCAAGUGGUUAGUAAUAACAGUGAACUCGUCAAG
This is a messenger RNA of Actinia tenebrosa (Australian red waratah sea anemone), 570 nucleotides long. RefSeq lists its product as uncharacterized. The record is from RefSeq and is a predicted model, not a curated record. NCBI's taxonomy places the organism in Eukaryota, Metazoa, Cnidaria, Anthozoa, Actiniaria, Actiniidae.